GCCUUGCGGGUGGAGUCGUGAGCUGCGGCGACAGAGGCCCGGGCCGGCUCCCUGCGCUACCAUGGCGUUCGGGAAGAGUCACCGGGACCCAUACGCGACCUCCGUGGGCCAGCUGAUAGAAAAGGCUACAUUUGCUGGAGUUCAGACUGAAGAUUGGGGCCAGUUCAUGCACAUCUGUGACAUAAUUAACACUGCCCACGAUGGGCCAAAAGAUGCAGUAAAAGCUUUGAAGAAAAGGAUUUCCAAAAACUACAAUCAUAAAGAAAUACAACUUACCUUGUCACUUAUUGACAUGUGUAUGCAGAACUGUGGUCCGAGUUUCCAGUCUCUGAUUGUGAAGAAGGACUUUGUUAAAGAUAGUCUAGUUAAGCUGCUGAGUCCCAGAUACACCUUGCCAAUAGACAUUCAGAAUAGAAUUUUGAAUUUCAUUAAGACAUGGUCGCAGGGUUUCCCAGGAGCUGUGGAUGUAAGUGAAGUGAAAGAAGUGUACCUGGACCUCCUUAAGAAAGGUGUUCAAUUUCCUCCAUCAGAUGCAGUGGCUGAAACAGCCAGACAAGAGACUGCUCAGAUCUCACCAAAUCCACCACCAUCUGUUCCUACUGCACCAGCUCUUUCUUCUGUAGUUCCCAAGAGCUCCACUAUUAUAUUGGUCCCAGAACAGAUUGGAAAACUGCACAGUGAAUUGGAUAUGGUGAAACUGAAUGUGAGAGUGAUGUCUGCCAUAUUGAUGGAGAAUAUUCCUGGGUCUGAAAACCGUGAAGACAUAGAGCUUCUGCAGAAACUUUAUAAGACAGGUCGGGAGAUGCAGGAGAGGAUCAUGGACCUGCUCGUGGUGGUGGAGAAUGAAGAUGUCACUGUUGAGCUAAUUCAGGUGAAUGAGGAUUUGAACAACGCCAUCCUUGGAUAUGAGAGGUUCAUUCGAAACCAACAAAGGAUUUUGGAGCAAAAUAAGAACCAGAGGGAAGAUGCCAAUACUACCAGUGAACCUUCUGCCCCAUCCUCUGAUCUCCUUGACCUGACUCCCAGCUCUCUGAUGCAUAGGGCCACUUUGGGAGAACUCAACACCCUGAAUGCUCAGCUUUCAGACUUAAAUUUCAGCUCUCCAAGUCCUGUUGUAACAAACAACUUGAAACCCAGUCUUCAUCCACAGGUGGAUUUGCUAGCCUCAGAAAACACAGAAACACCCCUGUUUGUCCAAAGGACCAGCCAAAACCUCGCCUCAAGUCCUACAUAUGAGAGUUUUCCGGAAUAUUCAAAUUCAGUAUUACUACAGCCAGUUACUCUAAAGACCAUUCCAGCAACACCAUCAAACCAGAGACCGCCAUCCCCGCCCAGCAGUCAUCCAGUGAUGACAAAGAAUGAUUUCCAGCCACCCAAUUACUACGAGGUAAUGGAGUUCGAUCCCUUAGCUCCUGCUGUCACCACAGAAGCUAUUUAUGAAGACAUUGAUGUUCACUACCACAAAGGAGCUCAAAGUCACAGUGAUUGUUGAGGUAAACGCUUCAACUUACGCAACUUACAUUCCACAUGAUUUCAGUGUAACUGUCACUUUCUACAUUUAUUAUUUACAUUUUGUAAGGGCCAUCACAGUCUGACACUCUGAUGAGUGAGAUAUUAUUACACAAGUUCCUCUGAGUCACUCAAAUUGUAAUGAACUGUUGUUCACAAAUGAAAUACAUUCUUUGUGACCAUGUUAGCUAAAAAUUAUAAAUCUUGGGAAUGCAGAAGUAGGUUUAUGGUAUAGAAAUGUUAAUGCUAACAAAAACAGAUGAUCAAUAAAAACAUCUUAGCACUAGAAUCAGAUGUGUCUUUUAUGUGCAGUUAAUACCUGUUAGCUGGGACUGGUAGAAGCCAUUCAUUGUUAGUCUAGAUUGGUCUGGAUUCUAUUGCUUUACUAAUCAUUCCAUUUAUUUACUAAUCAAUGCACACAGCCACCAGUAACCUAUUAACCUUAUUUAUUCCCUCCACACCCUCCCCCGUGGAAGUAGUACAUUCCCACCUUUCCUCUACUAGACUGUGGCUCUCUGGUUACAAGGAAUGGGGAAAGAGGAAAAGAUGGAGAUGGUUGACUCUUCUUUUUAUUCCAUGUGGAAGCAGAUGACCAGCUCACUAGCAGCAUUAUGGGUGCCAAUUCUGCUAAAGGUAGACCCUGUCCAGCUUUGAGACCCAGAAGUUUAGACCUUCCAGAACAUCAAAGCCACAGUGGAACAUUUCUCCUCUGCAGUAAUGACGUUUAAACAGAAGAGUAACAGUUCCAGAGUAACAUUUAUGGUUCCUGACAGCAGCUCAAGCUUUAUCUCAAAAGAACUUGGUUGUAACAUAUAUUCACUUGAAACUUCAGCAGAAGAAAAAUUCAUGGUACUGAGGCCAACCAGAUUAAGUGUAGCACCUUAUGUUUCAGACCUUCCUACAUUUAGAAAUCAUCACGAGCAGGGGUAAGAGUAGAUGAAAACUGUUUCAUUACAAAAUAAUUGUUAAUAGAUUAGAUUAAAGCAUGAAAUGUGAAAAACUGUUAUUAUUCAGGAAGAGUACUGAGUGCCUUCAUUUAACUAAAGUUGAAUGUAAAAGUCAAUUUGCACUUCUUUAUAAAUAAUACUCUUGUUUAGGAUUAUGAAUUGUAAAAGCCUUGAUGACUGUAGUUUAAUAUUUCAGGUACCCACAAGAGGUUACUGGAUUCUACACUGUUUGCCUUUAAAUAUAAUUCUUUAUAAUACUAAAUGCCCUUUCUUUUUGGAAAAAAGACUACUGGAAAACAUUCAGAAUAAAUUGUACUUUGGUUUGUCAUAAAUUACAAUGACAAAUAAAUUACUAUUAAAACAGUUUAAUACAUCUUUUUUCAGAAGAACUCUGCUGUCAGUAAAUCUUCACAACCCCACUUACAUUUUAAAAUUUGGAGACUUGGAACUAUCACAAGAAAUGCUAGAGACCUACUAGAUAUACUUAUGCAUUUUACUUAAAUUUCAUGGUACUGAAAUUUCAACGUACUUAUUUAGUACUCUGUAAAAUAGCCCUAGAUCUUAAAGGAAAAAUACGGUCAAAUUUGACAUCAGAAUGUAAUCUUUAAGCCAGCUGUUAGGGCUUAGUGAUUCCUCUUCCAUUUUGAG
Messenger RNA from Kogia breviceps (pygmy sperm whale), 3104 nucleotides. Lineage: Eukaryota; Metazoa; Chordata; Mammalia; Artiodactyla; Physeteridae. The record is from RefSeq and is a predicted model, not a curated record.